CGGAUGUCAGUCGAAAUUCUUGUCCCGGAAAUGUUCUUCGUGUGACAGUACAAAGAAAUGAUGGCCGUCUACAGAUAUUCCUUUUUAAGAGGAAUGUGUCGUUAAAAAAGGAACAUUUGUAAAUGAUCGUGUAGGGUGACAGAUUUGUACAAGAUGGGGGUUCCACAUUUCCAGAAUAUCCAGACAGUCGCAGUGCUUUAUGUGGUGUUGAUGAGACUAGCUGUGAUCGACACGACAUACUUGGCUCCAGAUCUUCUGACUGACAAGGGGAAGUCUGUCACUAUCCCGACCUGUCCAAACUUUUGUCUCUGUGACUCGGAUUCCUUGAAUGCUAACUGCACCCUGGAGCAUGGUGUGUCCUCUCUGGAUGAAGUUCAUGACCAGAAAUGGUUAUUAGUUAAUCUCAGGUUGUCAGGAAACUACACUUGUCUUCCCGUAGAAUUUCAGGGACAAAUCUCACUUCAGACUCUAAAAUUUACCAACAGUUUCUUAUCGUCUCUCUCCUGUGAAAGCUGGGUUAUUUUACCAAACAUUGUGGAAAUGGAUCUGAGUGGGAAUUACAUCGGCUUUCUUCAAGACCAGCAUUUUAUAUCUUCAGAAAAGUUAAAGAUUCUCAACCUCAGCAGUAAUGCAAUAUGCAAGAUAGAUUCUCUGACAUUUGGGAAACAGAAUCUGUUAGAGAAGCUAGAUUUGAGCCAUAACCAGCUAGCUUCAUUAAAUGACAAAGUAUUUGAGACCUUGACCAGUUUGACAUACCUUGAUCUGAGUCACAACUAUUUGAGUCAUAUCCAUGAUUCUGUCUUCAGAAGUCUGCUGAAACUUAUGACUUUAAAACUGAACAAUAAUAGACUUGUGGGAAUGACCUUUGACACCGUUAGUGCUUUGCCGUCCAUUCACUCAGUGUCGCUUUCUGGAAACAAUUGGGAAUGUUCUUGCAUGUUGGAAUCACUAUUAAAAUAUGUACAGUCCAACACACAAAAGUUUGUGGAUGAACCAGCUCGUUGCUCUGUUCCCCAGAAUGUACAGCAUGAAUUAUUGUCGAAGGUUCCUAUCUCUGAUCUGCCCUGUCCACCACCAAACAUUUCCCAGGUGUCACACAGCAAGAAUUUCGUUGCCCGGAAUAACAUUUACCUGUCCUGUGGGGCUAGUGUAUUUCCUCACGCCCAGAUCUACUGGAAGAAUGCCUGGGGUCAGGCCUUCGCCCAUCCGUCUGUUAGACUGGACUGGGAGAGUUUAAAUGUUUCUGCAGUAAAAACGAUGCAGGAGUAUGUCUGGGCUGCGGAGUGUAUUGACAGAAACACUGUCGUUCGUGCCGAAGAGGAUGGAAGCUUGUACAUUGAAAACAUCCAUGGGAGUUUCGCUGGCGAUUACACGUGUUACGCUGUCAACCGUGGUGGUCAGACCAACAUAACAAUUACUGUCGUGGUGAUCAGCGUCAUUUGGCCGGCAUUCAAUGAAAGUCUCAUCUAUGGUGCUGCUACAUCAGGCCUUAUGCUACUUAUUGGUAUAUUUGUUGGUAUUAUCAAGACAUGCAGGUCAUGCUGUAAGAAAUGUUCCUGUCGUUGCUGUCGCUGUUGCUGUUGUUGCAAAAUUACUGAAAAGGAAUGUGAGAAAGAAAAGGAACCUGAGGAAUAUGUGUCUGCUGCGUCCUCCAUGUUGGAUGAUUAUGACCAUAGUUACUACAAAUCUGAUGAUGAUUACGAUGGUUCAAGGUCACCAAUCAGCUGGGGUCAAACCCCAAGGUCAUCACCACAGAAAUGUAAUACUCCAACUGUGGAAUCAAAAGAGAGAUGGCAAAACAUUUCUGGUACAUUGGAUGAGGUUAAGAUUCAACUUGAAAGGAAAAUGGAGAAAGUGCGCUGUCAUGUUCACAGCAUAAAGGAGUCGGGAUCUCAAUAUAUAAUGACAAUCAAGGACACGGGAAGUCAGGCUGCCACAAAGGUCAAGGCCGGUAUGGUUUUGGGAGUCGAGCAGGUGAAGUCUGGUGUCCAGUCAAUGAAAGAGUUUUGUGGGACGGGUGAGAUGGGAACGCAGACAAUCUCUGUGAUUUCAGUGUCCACCGACAUUGACACGAACCAACAGACAGAGGUGGUCAAGUCAAUGAAGCUGACUUAUGUAUGAUCUUAUUCAAUGAUUUAUAUAAUAUUUACAUGUAUGUAUAUGCUUUUGUUCUCUUAUAGACUUAUUUUCUAUGCUUCAAAAGCUACAAUAGGGACAUCUUCAAGACAAACUAUGAUAUAUACUCUGACGGUAUUUUAUGAUAUUAUUAUCCCAACCACCUGUUUAUGGCUCCACUUUGUGGUCUACUUAACUCCUAUACCAAUCCAUACAUUUUAGUAUUGGUCCUUGUAGCCCUAGUUGUCCUAAUUGUCAUUCCAGGUUCCAAUGCUGGACAAUACUAGAUUCGAUUAGUCAUGGUGCCCUAGUGCUUGUCCCAAGAAGUCCCCAUCGGGCCGCCUAGUGGUCUUGAGUUCAUUCUUUUGGAUUUUCAACCAUCACUAGUGGUCUCUACAACUCCACUUGGUCUCUGUCUCAAUCAAUUUCUGAUGGUAGAUUUGAUGCUCUGAGUUUAAAGUGCUAUAUAAUGACCUCUGUGAUUGAUCCUGGAGACGAUUCUGUCUUCACAGUCAUUAUUUAAACUUUAUUCUUUAUACCAGGUAGUUAUAUAAUUAGCUACUACUCCAGGCCAAGGUAGUUAUAUAAUUAGCUACUACUCCAGGCCAAGGUAGUUAUAUAAUUAGCUACUACUCCAGGCCAAGGUAGUUAUAUAAUUAGCUACUACUCCAGGCCAAGGUAGUUAUAUAAUUAGCUACUACUCCAGGCCAAGGUAGUUAUAUAAUUAGCUACUACUCCAGGCCAUAUUGUUACACCAUAUAGUAACUUUUCCCCAAAAAAUAAAUAUUUCAUGAU
Messenger RNA from Pecten maximus, 2910 nucleotides. RefSeq names its product leucine-rich repeat and fibronectin type-III domain-containing protein 5-like. Bases 154 to 2121 code for a protein of 655 amino acids. Gene Ontology annotation, molecular function: protein binding. The transcript has 2 exons. The record is from RefSeq and is a predicted model, not a curated record. NCBI's taxonomy places the organism in Eukaryota, Metazoa, Mollusca, Bivalvia, Pectinida, Pectinidae.